CGGGCAUGCCACCAGCAGGAACGACGCUUACCAGUGCGAGUGCGACGAUGGACGAUGCUUUCUUGGGCCGCGAUGACGCCUUGACGUCUCUCUUGCUCGAUGAUGCGUUCGCCUCGACCGCCGACGCGUUCGCCGACGAUAUGUUCCUUUCCGAGUGCUUCUUUCCACCCGCCAAUGAACACAAUGACGCGUCGCCCAAGACGACGCGUCGACAGGUGCGUGACCGCCGGCACCGCGCCAAGAUAAAGUCGGAGCUCGACACGCUCCGGGAGACCGCCGCGUCGCUCACGCAGCGCCUCGAGGCGCUCCAGACGACGCAGCUGCACCAAGACGAAGCAUCGUCCGCGUGGCAGCAGCGCGCGCGCCGGCAAGCGACGCAGCUCCAGCGCUCGAUUUUGGAAAACCACAAGUUGCGCCAAGCCGUGACCGGCCAGCUCUCGAUGGCCCACGCCUUUCAACGCAUCGUUGCCAAGCGCCCGCGCCACCCGGAGCUGCAAGGCGACAGGACACUGCCGUUCUACAGCCUUAUGCACGCGCCGUGUCGACGGACGAGCUUGCGCGCGCUCGUGACACGGGAAGUGUCGUCGCUCAACACGACGCUGCUGCGCUUUGGCCUCCUCGAUGGCCCGAUGCGCUGCGAGGUCGUGCGGCGCGAUAGCAUCUCGGGCGCCGUCGAGAUUGUCUACAGCCGACCGGUGGCCCUCUCCGCCUCGGCGGCGGUCACGGCGCUCUGGCAGCGCUUGUGUGGCAAGGUGGCAGGCUGCCGCGACUACACGAGUCUGGAAGAAUUCGAAGACGAUCUCGGCUACGCGAAAUACGCAACAUCAGUUUUUGAGAGCCGCCUCGCGCUGCUACGCACUGCACUCGACGGGCAUAGCGUGCUGGUCUGGCGCUCGAUCCUCGAAGACGACCGUUUUCCCCUCGGCGACGACACGAUUCAUGACAACUCGAGCGGCUGGCUGCGGAUCGAGAGCGUGACGGCCGCGACGUGUCAUGUGACAAUGGCCGUGCACUCGCUCGCCCCGCCGGACGCGAGUGCUUCGCCGCAUGUGCACCUCGCCCACACGAUCGAGACGUACCAAGUGCGUCGCGUCGACGGCCUCUUUGACGCGCUGCAGGUGCCGACCGAGCUGCUGUAG
Molecule: messenger RNA, 1139 nt
Organism: Saprolegnia parasitica CBS 223.65
Lineage: Eukaryota; Oomycota; Saprolegniomycetes; Saprolegniales; Saprolegniaceae
Exons: 5
Coding region: 6-1139 (377 amino acids)
Source: RefSeq, a predicted model, not a curated record